AUGGCACCAAAGGAGAUUGACGGCGCCGAGGUCGCCAAGCACAACAGUCGCGAGAAUGGCGUAUGGAUCGUUGUCCACGACCACGUCUACGAUGUGACCGACUUCCUUGACGAACACCCAGGUGGUGCCGAAAUCAUCCUCCGCUACGCCGGCAAGGACGCGACGGAGGAGUAUGACCCUAUCCACCCCCCCGAGGCGAUCAAGGACAACCUCGAGCCCGAGAAACAGCUUGGUCCCCUCAAGAAGGGAACACUCAAGGAGGAGCCCAAGGCCGAAGAGCCCGCCUCGACACCCGCCGCCACCUCGACCCAGGUGGUGACGGUGCAGGAGCCGUACGUCAAGCCGUCGCUGGACCAGAUCCUGUCCCUGCACGACUUUGAGGCCGUCGCGCGCAUGACCAUGUCCCGCCGCGGUUGGAACUACUACUCGUCGGGCGCGGACGACGAGAUCACCAUGCGCGAGAACUACAAUGCAUACCAGCGGGUUUGGUUCCGUCCGCGCGUGCUCCGUAACGUCGGGACGAUUGACUACUCGACCAAGAUCCUCGGAUUCGACUCGUCGAUGCCCGUUUACAUUACCGCCACUGCCCUCGGCAAGCUCGGCCAUCCCGAAGGCGAGGUGUGCCUCACCAAGGCUGCGCACGAGCACAACGUCAUCCAGAUGAUCCCUACACUCGCGUCGUGCUCGUUUGACGAGAUGGUUGACGCUGCCGCACCGGGCCAGGUCCAGUUCCUCCAGUUGUAUGUCAACUCGGACCGGUCGCGUACCCGCAAGAUCAUCAAGCACGCUGCCAAGCGCGGCGUCAAGGCGCUCUUCAUCACCGUUGAUGCGCCCCAGCUCGGUCGUCGUGAGAAGGACAUGCGCACCAAGUUUGAGGGUAACGCGUCGGCGCACCAGACCAAGGGCGGAGACGCAGUUCAGCGCGACUCGGGUGCGGCGCGCGCCAUCUCGUCCUUCAUCGACCCCGGACUGUGCUGGAACGACAUUCCUGAGUUGCGCGAGGCUGCAGGCAAGAUGAAGGUCCUCUUGAAGGGCGUGCAGUGCUGGGAGGACGCGGUGCUUGCGGCCGAGGCUGGCGUCGACGGGAUCGUGCUGUCCAACCACGGCGGUCGCCAACUUGACUUUGCUCCUGCGGCAAUCACCAUUCUUCCCGAGGUGGUUCAGCAGCUCAACCACCGCGGCCUGCUUUUCAAGGCGGACGGGACGCGUUUCGAGAUCCUCAUCGACGGAGGAGUCCGCCGGGCAACGGACGUACUCAAGGCCGUCGCUCUUGGUGCUACUGCCGUCGGAAUUGGCCGUCCCAUGAUCUACGCAAUGAGCGGGUACGGUACCGAGGGUGUGUCGCGUGCGCUGCAGAUCCUCAAGGACGAGUUUGAGAUGAACAUGCGUCUCAUUGGCGCGCCGACACUCCAGCACGUCAACCCCUCCAUGGUCGACAUUAGCGCGCUCCGUACGCCCAACGUCGGACCUACUGCCUACGCCACCAACUACGAGCUCAUGAUGCCCGCGGGAAUCAAGUCCAAGCUCUGA
Molecule: messenger RNA, 1530 nt
Organism: Cutaneotrichosporon cavernicola
Lineage: Eukaryota; Fungi; Basidiomycota; Tremellomycetes; Trichosporonales; Trichosporonaceae
Exons: 5
Coding region: 1-1530 (509 amino acids)
Biological process (GO): lactate metabolic process
Molecular function (GO): L-lactate dehydrogenase (cytochrome) activity; heme binding
Source: RefSeq, a predicted model, not a curated record